This is a messenger RNA of Callorhinchus milii (elephant shark), 2588 nucleotides long. It is a transcript of the gene naalad2, whose product is annotated as N-acetylated alpha-linked acidic dipeptidase 2. The transcript is spliced from 19 exons. The record is from RefSeq and is a predicted model, not a curated record. Gene Ontology annotation, molecular function: carboxypeptidase activity. NCBI's taxonomy places the organism in Eukaryota, Metazoa, Chordata, Chondrichthyes, Chimaeriformes, Callorhinchidae. The coding region runs from base 129 to 2333 and encodes 734 amino acids.
UUUGGUAGCAAAGAGAAAAACAGAGCAAGUGAGAUCAGCAUCAGUAACAGAGAGAGAGAGAAAGAAUAUAAUAACAACAAGGAAGGGAUAAAUCAGGAUUACUGUAAACCACAAAAAGUAGUGAAAAUAUGAGAUCGGGCAACAGUUCUUACAGAUGGUUGUGCAUCUUGCUUAUACUAACUGGAGUGUUCUUCCUUGGUUUUAUCAUCGGUUGGUUUGGACGACCCUCCUCCCACUCUUCUGCAAACCUACAAAAUGUGAGGAUGAAACUGCUCAAUGAAAUGAAAGCUGGAAAUAUCAGAACAUAUCUACAAAACUGGACUCUGCAUCCUCAUUUGGCGGGGACUGAAAUGAAUCUCCAGUUAGCCCAACAGAUUCACAGCCAAUGGAAGAAUUGGGGACUGGAUUCAGUUGAACUGGUCCACUAUGAUGUUCUGCUGUCUUAUCCCAAUGAAAGCAGUCCUAAUUACAUCUCUAUUAUGGAUGAACAUGAGAAUGAGAUUUUCAACACAUCUCUAGCUGAGCCAGUGCCCCCUGGAUAUGAAAAUAUAAAAGGGCUGGUAGCACCAUUCAAUGCCUAUUCUCCACAAGGAACCCCUAUGGGGGACUUGGUCUACGUUAACUAUGCUCGAACUCAGGAUUUCUUCCAGCUGGAAAGAGAACUGGACAUAAACUGUACAGGAAAAAUUGUGAUUGCCAGAUAUGGAAAAAUCUUCAGAGGAAACAAGGUUUUGAAUUCUAUGAAGGCUGGUGCUAAAGGAAUAAUCCUUUUCUCAGACCCUAUGGAUUACUGUGCACCUGGAGUGCGCUCUUACCCAAAUGGCUGGAACCUACCUGAAGAUGGUGUUCAGCGUGGGAAUGUAUUGAACCUAAAUGGAGCUGGAGAUCCUCUAACCCCAGGAUACCCUGCUAAUGAAUAUGCUUUCAGGUUAGAUGAAGGCGUUGGUCUUCCAAAAAUUCCUGUUCACCCCAUCAGUUAUCGUGAUGCAGAAAGGUUGCUACGGCACAUGGGAGGAAUUCUGGCUCCAAUUCAGUGGAAAGGACAGCUAAAUGUUUCCUACAACAUUGGACCUGGCUUCAGAGGUAUUCAUUCCUCCCAGAAAGUGAGAAUGAAUAUUCACACCAGAAAUGAGGUGAAAAGAAUUUACAAUGUCAUUGGAAAAAUUCGAGGAGCAGUAGAACCAGAUCGGUACGUCAUACUAGGAGGACAUCGUGAUUCAUGGGUGUUUGGUGGGAUUGACCCAAUGACUGGAGCAGCUGGGGUGCACGAGGUGGUGAGAAGUGCAGGAAAGCUCAUGAAGGAAGGUUGGAGGCCGAGAAGAACAAUGGUGUUUGCCAGCUGGGAUGCAGAGGAGUAUGGUUUGUUGGGCUCCACUGAAUGGGCAGAGGACAACGUUAAACUACUUCAAGAACGUGGUGUGGCAUACAUCAAUGCAGAUUCAGCUAUAGAAGGUAACUACACACUGAGGGUUGACUGCACCCCUUUGCUCUACCAGUUGGUUUAUAACAUAACCAAAGAGAUCCCAAGCCCCGAUGAUGGUUAUGAAAAAAAAUCUCUGUACCAGAGCUGGUAUGAAAAAGAUCCCUGGCUAGUACACAGCGAUGCUCCCAGGAUAAGAAAACUGGGAUCUGGCAGUGACUUUGAAGCUUACUUUCAGCGACUUGGCAUUGCCUCAGGCCGUGUACGAUACACAAAAAAUAAGAAUACUGCCACAUACAGUAGUUAUCCAGUGUAUCACAGCAUUUAUGAGACGUUUGAACUGGUUGAACGGUUCUAUGACCCUUCCUUUAGGAAACUGCUCACCGUGGCUCAGAUACGAGGAGGCUUGGUUUACGAGAUUGCGGAUUCUACAAUAAUACCUUUCGAUUGCAGAGACUAUGCUAAAGCUUUGAAACACUAUGCAGACGUUAUUUAUGACCAAGCACAGAAAUAUCAACUACAUCUUGAUAAACAUCAGGUAUCUUUUGCCUCUCUAUUCUCUGCUGUCGAGAACUUCACACGUGUUGCCAAAGAUUUCCAUAAACGCCUAGAAACAAUUGACAUCACAAAUCCACUAACUGUGCGAAUAAUGAAUGAUCAGAUAAUGCUGCUGGAAAGAUCUUUCAUUGAUCCCCUGGGACUGCCUGGGAGACCAUUUUACCGACACAUCAUUUUUGCUCCCAGCUCUCAUAACAAGUAUGCAGGCGAAUCUUUUCCAGGAAUCUAUGAUGCCCUGUUCGACAUAGCCAAUGUUCAAGAUCAGGACAAAGCCUGGCAGGAAGUGAAGAGGCAGAUUGCUGUUGCAUCCUUUACAGUACAGGCUGCUGCAGGAACAUUAGAAGAAGUGGCAUAGUUUUAUUCCCUUUUAAGGUUUUCAAUAAUAAGUUUUAAUGAGUAGUGGAAGCCAGAAGCCAAUGUAACUUUCAGCAAAGUUCUGCCAGUAUAAAGUACUCAAGAUCUUUAUAUGUGAUAUAAUCUUAUUAUGUGACAGUCGUCAUCUGUUGAUUAGUAGAUUAAUAGCAGUUAUCAUUUAGCACCUGAAAUUCUGUCAUAACGUUAGUAGCAUGAAUGAUAGAAUUUUAGAGUAAAAUAAAGUACCUAGUCUUAA